Messenger RNA from Protopolystoma xenopodis, 435 nucleotides. NCBI's taxonomy places the organism in Eukaryota, Metazoa, Platyhelminthes, Monogenea, Polystomatidea, Polystomatidae. The record is from the annotation of a GenBank genome assembly.
CGCCAAUCCACUACUGGCCUGCUAGGCACCAUGAUGCAUGCCCUACAGCGUGUUGGUAGCGCACGGCGUCAGUCAAAUACAUCACAUUCAAUCGUUUCCUCUGCCCCAGUUACUACUUCUACCACUGCGGCAAAACUAGCCACAGAGGCUGCCACAGCCACUAAGCUGCAGCCAAAUGAAUCUGUUCAAAUGACUAACCCAAGCUCUUCGGCCAAGGUGACUACUACUAACUCAACUUUCAAUGACGCCACAGCUUCCACUACUGCUAAUGGUCGAGUUGGAAAGUCAGCAUCAUUAGUACCUUCCGGUAAAGUCAGAACUAGUUUGAUCCGUGCGACGCCCUUACCAGCUCAGCCAUUACCUGAUUUUACAAUCAGCCCGCCAUCUCCCGUUGGAGAGGAGAAUUCGGUAUACAAUAUCCUUUCAUUUGCGUGA